Messenger RNA from Notechis scutatus (mainland tiger snake), 4355 nucleotides. It is a transcript of the gene TOB2, whose product is annotated as transducer of ERBB2, 2. Gene Ontology annotation, molecular function: transcription corepressor activity. Lineage: Eukaryota; Metazoa; Chordata; Lepidosauria; Squamata; Elapidae. Gene Ontology annotation, biological process: regulation of gene expression. The record is from RefSeq and is a predicted model, not a curated record. Gene Ontology annotation, cellular component: nucleus; cytoplasm.
AUGCUGAAUUCAUGAGGUAGUACGGCUUCGGAGACACCCGAAUUGGGAGGAGGCCAAGAAACUGUUCGCAGAGAUACCUAUGGAAAGUCCACAAACAGGACAUGAGGGCGGUCCUCUUCUCAUUGGUUCACAGCAGCUGAUAAUCAGAGGAUUGUUUGGCGCCAAAAUCCAUUUAUGGUUGUAUCCUUUGUCUAUUUUUAAUAUACUGCCCUAAUUUGCUUGCUGUAAAGGGAGUAUGCAUCUAGAGAUCAAAGUUGCUCUGAACUUCAUCAUCUCAUAUCUGUACAACAAGCUUCCACGGAGGCGAGCUGACCUGUUUGGUGAAGAGCUAGAGAGGCUGCUGAAAAAGAAAUAUGAAGGUCACUGGUAUCCAGAGAAACCUCUGAAAGGUUCUGGCUACCGUUGUGUUCACAUUGGAGAAACUGUGGACCCCGUAGUGGAAAUGGCAGCCAAGCGGAGUGGACUUGCUGUAGAGGAUGUGCGAGCCAAUGUCCCUGAAGAACUCAGUGUUUGGAUUGAUCCCUUUGAGGUCUCUUACCAAAUUGGCGAGAAAGGGUCAGUCAAGGUCCUUUAUCUAGAUGACAGCGAGGGCUGCAGUGCAGCUGAAUUGGACAAGGAGAUCAAGAGCAGUUUCAAUCCUGAUGCACAGGUGUUUGUACCUAUUGGAAGCCAGGACAAUUCCUUGUCUAAUUCUCCAUCACCAUCUUUUGGUCAGUCACCUAGCCCUACAUUCAUCCCACGAUCUGCUCAACCAAUUACUUUUACCACUGCUACAUUUGCUGCCACAAAGUUUGGCUCAACUAAGAUGAAGAAAGGUGGAGGAGCUGGAGCAAGCACCAAUGGUACAGGGGUUCCACAGCAGCCACAACGCUUGGUCCGUUCACCCACCAAUAGCUUGCUGAAGCACAAAGGCCUUUCCCUGUCUAUGCAUUCUCUGAACUUCAUCGGGGGCAGCCCAGCCCCUCAGUCUCAACUCUCUCCCAAUGCCAAGGAGUUUGUUUACAAUGGUGGAUCACCAGGAGCCAGCAGCCUCUUCUUUGAUAGUGCAGCCACUGAAAACCAGGCUGGUGCCAUUCCUCCUGCAUCACAAUUCAGCGCCAGUAGUGGCAGCAGCUUUGACAUGGCUCAGGUUUUUGGUGGAAGCACCAACAGCCUUUUUCUGGAGAAGACACCCUUUGUGGAAGGACUCAGCUACAAUCUGAAUGCCAUGCAGUAUCCCAAUCAGUCGUUCCAGCCAGUGGUUUUGGCCAACUGACCAUCCUAUGAGUAUUCUGGGGAAAACCACUUCCAAAAAAAAAAAAAGAGAGAGAGAAAAUAAUUAAGAAAUAUUUGAAAUCUUAUAAAUAUAACUUCUUGGAAAGAGAUGAACCUUAACUUGUUGUGUCAUGCCAGGGAGCGCUGCUGAAGCACUGAUUCUUUUUAAAACUUGUAUUCUGUGCUCUUUCCUACCUAUUGUAUGUUCAAUGAAAGAGGCUAUCCUUGGCCCAGCAGUGGUUGGAACCAGAGUUACUUUAUUUAAUCUCCCAUGCUGCUUAUUGAAACUGGUCCUCAAAUAUGCUUGCUGUAAGGAUGGCCUUGUUCAGGUGCUGUCAUGUUCUUCAUACCCAGAUGUCUUGAAUUUUCUCUGUUUUUCAGGUGGCCUAGGGUAGGGAUGGGGAAUGAUUAAAUACCUCUGGUUGUAUAACAUCUCAAGCAGUUCCCAGGGAGACUUGUGGUUUGUUUUCAUACAUACAUAAAUACAUACACAUAUAUAUGUGUGUGUGUGUGUGUGUAUAUAUAUAUGAGAGACAUAGAUGGUGGGUUAAAUUAGUUAAAUUUCUUAGAACUCUCCGAUUUUAUAAUCCUAGAGCAGAAAACAAAGUUUCUCUUAUGCUAACUGGUGAUGACAGGGUUUUGUAGUGAAAAUAUUAUUUCCCUGGAAAUUCUUCUUAUCUAGAGGAUAAUGUGACAUCUGGGACAGUAUUUUGCCUCAUGCUUCCUAUAAGCCUCUUUUCUUCUCUAGUCUUAAAAGCUAGAUUGUGGUGGUUUUAGGGAAGUUCAGUCCUGUUUGCUAAUAAUAUGACAAAUAGAACUCUAUGAAAAUUCUUCUGACCUGCAAAAAAGAAUUAUCCUUGUAUAUUGCACUCAUUCUCAAGAGUAAAGGUGAAUGUUUUUUUUUUUUUUUUUGGUGUUUGUGCCUGAGCAACAUCUGUUGAUGUUUCUCUGGAUUAAUCAGUUGGAAAUUUUGCCAGGUUCUAUGCUCUUCUGAUUAGUAGCUGAUCAUUUAGUUACUAGUUCUCAUGGAAAACAUGGUUCUCCUACUUUCAAAUAUUAUAAGCACUACUUUUGACAGGGAUGAAGGAGUUAUUGUGUAGGCUAUUCUCUGAAGGAAUGGUUAGAGAGUUUGCACUUUGAAUUUCACAUCUCCUAGGACUUUUGACCAAAAAUGUUACAUUUUUCAUUAGAAAGGAAUCAGGUAUUCUUGUAUAGAAGAGUACCUCACAUACCUGUUCCAGCUUGAAGUUGUUCCAUCUUAAGGCUCUGCAUCAGGGAUGAAGUGGGCUUGCCAUAGAAUAUCCAAGUGAUUUGAAUGUGAAGAAAGCGUUCACUGAUAGAAAUAUAAAGUCUGUCAUUAUUGUUGGUGAGCUAGCAAUCCCAAUUGUAUUCCGUAUUUCUCCUUUUUUCGACGGGAGAGGAUGGCAGGAAGAAAUAGACAAUAGUGGCCUUCUAAUGUUGGUUUUUUUUGCAAACUAAUUGACAGAAUUUGCCUUAGAUAGGAAACCUUCCCCAUCUAUGCCUUAUGGAAUGAUUAUGAGUCCCAGAAUUUACCUGGCUAUGGUAAUAAGCAAUCUUUUUAAGGAGUUAAAUGAGUGAGCAGUGAAGAUAGGAAGAGGAAACUGGCUGUGGAAUCCUAUUUAGGCAGUUUUACAUCCUCCAUUUUAUGCUCUCUUCUAUAGCUCAGUUUGGGUUGUAUUAAAUCUUGCUUCUGUAAUUUCUCUGGCAAAGUCUUGUCAAAUAGAUAAGCUAAAAUAUGUUCUUCUAGAGCUUGACUUUUUAAGUUUCCCUUCCCCACUCCCUCAACCUAAAUUAAGGGUUCCUUGCUAGAAUAUAUAUGAGCCUUAACUUCCAGGUGCACCUAUCCUCCAGAGAAGGGUAACUAUUUUUAAUGUGUUCAGUAUCAUGGGUGUAGUUAUGGGAAAUGUUUCCUACCUAGGCACAUUGUGGGAUAUGUAGGAUAUUUUAAUAUUCCCCUAAAUUUCUUUGUUUCCUCCCCUUUCCUGGGAUGAGGAAAGAAGACACUAAAAGUAUAUUGAGCACUCUGCCUGUUUUCUGAUGCACUUAGUGGAUGAAGAGGGAAAGUACACAGAAAUGGAAAGGCAAAACUGCAUAGGGCUGAAACUUCAAACCUGAACAAGACUUACAAACUGUUCAGCUUUCCCCUUGUUCAUGCUUUCCCCUUAAAGUACCACUGCCACCCACUUGCCCCUGUGGAGUGUAUUGUAAUGUAGACUGCCUAGUUAUUACACUGGACUUGAACCACAUCUUCCUCCCUGAUAGAGACUAUCCACCCAGCCUAAUCUCCUCUGUUAAUUUAUUCCUGUAGCAGAGAAAGAUGCAUACCCUUCUAAGGUUUAGAAUAAUAGGGAGGAAGUCUCACUUAGCACCUGCAAUUUGCGAUGUUUGACACUGCUUUAUUAUACCUAUUGCUUUUGGAAAAGAAGUCUACAUGCACAAGGAAGAAGGGGGAAGGGACCAACCUCUAUUUCCUAAAGGAACACUUAAUGAACACAUAACUGUGCUUCAGAAGCAUUUCCAGUGCUGACAACAAUAAAACUCACGGCCUCUUUUUUGGUCUUCUUGUCUCAAGAGUUAGAUGUUUGGCUUCAAUUUUACUUUUAAGACCUGCACUAAUUUACCUGGUUUCAUAGGAAGAAAAAAGAAUUUUUUUUAAUUUUUAUUUUUAUGGGUUUGUGUUAAUUUUUUGUUGUCUGUUUAUAUUGAAUAAUUUGCUACAUUUGUAAAAUGUAAGAGGUAUAUAUAAUAUAUGUAUAUUUCUAACGUACAAAAUGAAACUUUUCUUUUCAAAAAUUUUUCUUAGAGAAAAAUAUUUUUUCAGGAAAAUUUUAAAAAAGUAGUAAAAGCUCCUUUUUCCCUUGCUUCCCUCCUUCCUGACCCUUUUUGAAGAGUGAAUCAACAACAUGUGAUCUAAAGUGGACAGAUGAACACAAAGAGGACAUAAUUAUGUAUGUUUUUUAAUGCAGAGGUCCAUGCUGUUCUUGUUCGUCUCUUUGGUUUUCUUGUUUUUGUUUUGUUUUUUACAGGCAGAGGGCCAUUGAGUAGGGAUUCAGAGGGGGUGGGGUUCUUUUUUUCUCUAG